CCGUAUCUACCCUGCUGCUCACCGGAAGUCACGUGACUCAACGUCUGAACGUGCCUAGCUGCUGCAGCGGUGGAUCUGUUCUUUAAUGCGGACUUUCUGUCCCUAACUGUCCGCUGUUUACUGUCAUUAUAAACAUGUCAGGCAAGUCGGAGCUAAAAAUCAACUCCGAGUUUGCUCAGAGGUACGAAAAGUACCGGCAGAAAGAGGAGUUACAGAAGCUGAAGGACCGGUUCGGAGACCGAGCCGAUGAGGGCAGCGACUCGUCGUCUGAGUCCAGUUCUGAUGACAGUGAAGUGGAGUUGGACCCUGAUGUGGAGAGAGAUUUUUACAGAACAUUGUCCCUGUUGAAGAAAAGGGACCCAAAGAUUUAUGAAAAAGAUGCCAAGUUCUACUCAGAAGGACCCGGCCCCCUGCCGGUCGGCUUGAAGGCUCACUCUACCAGGAGUGUCUCUGCUUCCUGGGCUGCCCUGAGAGGGGUUCUGCUGGAAGCAAUAUGUGCUGCUGCAUCAUAG
Messenger RNA from Nematolebias whitei (Rio pearlfish), 512 nucleotides. Its product is annotated as protein KRI1 homolog. NCBI's taxonomy places the organism in Eukaryota, Metazoa, Chordata, Actinopteri, Cyprinodontiformes, Rivulidae. Gene Ontology annotation, biological process: endonucleolytic cleavage in ITS1 to separate SSU-rRNA from 5.8S rRNA and LSU-rRNA from tricistronic rRNA transcript (SSU-rRNA, 5.8S rRNA, LSU-rRNA). Gene Ontology annotation, cellular component: 90S preribosome; nucleolus. The coding region runs from base 135 to 512 and encodes 125 amino acids. The record is from RefSeq and is a predicted model, not a curated record. The transcript has 4 exons.